Octopus bimaculoides (California two-spot octopus) is the source of this 10490-nucleotide messenger RNA. RefSeq names its product zinc finger MYND domain-containing protein 11. Gene Ontology annotation, molecular function: transcription corepressor activity; DNA binding. NCBI's taxonomy places the organism in Eukaryota, Metazoa, Mollusca, Cephalopoda, Octopoda, Octopodidae. Gene Ontology annotation, cellular component: nucleus. Gene Ontology annotation, biological process: regulation of transcription elongation by RNA polymerase II; regulation of signal transduction. The record is from RefSeq and is a predicted model, not a curated record.
AAUGUUUAGCCCAAGUGUUGUUUGUUGAGCGACUGUUCGACUUUUCAUGAUGUUAUAGUAGUCGGCUGAUGGCACUGUGUUGAUUUUCUGUGGACGAACAAGUCAUAGUCAAGGCUCGACCUGAUCGGAAUUAAAAGAAAACAAAACUAUCUUAGCAAACAGCCCAUUGUGGUUUUACUGUGUGCUUUCACUGCAUAAUUGAGCCCAGCUCUGUGCACCUUGGAAAUUGCUUGUGACUCGAUUUCCAGAGAGCUCCUGGUUGGACGACAAUGGUGUUGAGGAGACAAGCAACAGUAGUUCAAGCUCGACAGCUACUCAAUGCCAUUGCGUAUAUCAAGCAACAGAAACAAAUCCCCAACUUGGAGCGCAUCACGCGCUACAUGCAGCGAGAACACAAAGUUCCUCCCUCCGAAACCCACAAGCAGCUGCAGAAUGCAGUCAAAGACAACUUCAUCUUUUCUUACACUGCCAUUGGCAACAAAGGUUCCAAGACUGGGAUGGAACAGAAAGGAUACAAGAUUUCUGAUGAAAGUGAGCUGGUUGAUGAUGGCCACGACUGGUAUUGUUUCAAAUGCCAUGGUCCAGGAGAUGUUAUUAGCUGCAACAAAUGUUGGCGUGUUUUCCAUUUAAGUUGCUUUGAAGAAGAAGAAUCUUAUACUAAUGGUCACAAGCACAUAUGUUAUAUUUGCAAGGCUGGACACAAUCGGAUCCGAGGAAAUAUGCUAAACACUCUUCUGGGUUACACAGUGCAAAGGUUGAAAGAAAAGACCCGGGAGUUGCACAGAAUCGGACACAGGGACGAAGAGUUGAACUUCAAACGAUUUGUUUACAAACCAAUGGAUCUGAACACCAUGGAGCAAAUAGUACAGAGCCAGAAGUACCGUUGUGUGGAAGAGCUUGUUGCUGAUGCCCAUAACAUUGUGCAUAAUGUAUAUUUGGUAUACGGAGAGGAGCAUGGAAUGACGGAAUUAGCCCGGAUCAUGAUACGUGAUUGUAAAUAUGAUAUUGAUGAGAUUUGUCAGUGCUGGAAUUGUUACUACAUGUCAAACUCUAAACCUGCAAAUUGGUUUUGUAAGCCAUGUAAACCACACCAUGAACUUGUUUACGCAAAACUGAAAGGCUUUAGCUACUGGCCUGCCAAAGUCAUUCGGGUAACGGAAGAUAGUAAACAUGAUGUCCGCUUUUUUGGGGGCUACCAUCAAAGGGCUCUCAUCCCUCAAGACUACAUUAAACCCAUUAGUGUGAAUAUUAAGACAGUGACAUCCAAACGAACCCAAGGGUUUAUAAAAGCCUGCGAGGAGCUGAAGCUACAUCGCCAGUUGUUAGAAGAACAAGUUGAUGAAAGCAGCAACAAUGGAGACAGUGAGAUGGAAAACAAUAUGGAGGAAGAUGAUGAGGAAGAGGAGGAUGAGGAGGAAGAUGAUGAUGACGAUGAUGAUGAUGAAGAUGAAGAAGCAGACGAUGACACCGAGACUCGUGAGGUCACUUCAACUAGUGUGGCUCCCCCGAAAAAUACAUCCAAGCUGAAAACAAAGAUCCUGACACCAGAAAAUGUGAAUGUUGUCUCUUCAAGUGUAGAUAAAAUAUCAACAAGCCCCGCACCACGUUCUUCAAAGGUUGCCUAUAAGCAUACUGCUAGUCAAGCAACUCCAUCCACGGUUAAUAAGUUUGUACAGAGUGAUACCAGUAAGAAAAGUUGCAACUGUCAAGAUGAAUUGUCUAAUUUGUUAGAUGACUUCAAGAGAAAAACUGAAACUGAACACAAGAAAGAAAUUGAACAAACAGAGAAAAGAGUGUCUGACCGGCUCCAAAAGGAGUUUGAGAUUGAUAAGCAGCAGGCUGUUGCUAGAGCUGUGACAAAUAUGCAGAGAGAAAUUGACCGAGUUCGCCGCCAGACAACAGAGAAGAUCAAAGAACAAUAUAUGGAAGAGAUGAAAAAAUUGUCUAAAAAACAUAAGGAAUAUAUUUCCUAUGUAAAGAAAAAACAAUGGUGUUUCUUCUGUGGAGAGGAAGCUAUGUACCAUUGUUGCUGGAAUACGGCCUAUUGCAGCAAAACGUGCCAAAAGGACCACUGGCAAAAAGAACACAAAAACGAUUGUCGAAGGCCGCGGCCGAAACCCAACACUACACAGCAGCAGGAACAACAACAGAUCGACAGCGACAGCGACAGCAGCGACGGCAACAACGGGAAUCGUACUCAUGGUCAUGGAAGCAGCAACUUCAGUUUAAGCGGCAGCUCUGGCAGUAGAGACGGCAGCUGUAAAAGCGCCCUUUACUAUUAGACUUGUAACUUUGUGCUUAAGCAUUUAGAAAUGAAAUGACAACAACAAAUAAUAGAAACCUAUUCUCCAUUCCUCUCGCCCAUCAUGUCAGUAUUGAAAAAAACCAAUGCUCUUCAGAAUUUUGGUCUUUUAAUUGAGAUCGUGUGAACUCAAUAAUGAUGAUAAUGACAAAAAAAAAAGAUGAAAAAAAAAGAUGAAAAAAAAAGAUAAAAAAAAAACAGCAUAGUAAACAUUCAUUGAUGCCCAUCCUUGCUUUCAUUUCAUUGUCGUUAUAUAUUUUUGUUUUCUAAAAUUUUUAGAUAACUUUUCAUUGGUCUUUUAUCCUUCUCUCAGAAUUGAACGAUUUCAGUAUUGCAGAAUAACGAAAGAAUUUCUACAAAAUUAAAAAUGACAAAAAGAAUGAAAUUGCAUAAAAUACCAGAGAAAAACAUAACUGAAAGAACACCUAUAAAGACACACAAACACACAUACACACACAGACGAGAAUUUGUGAGUAUAUCCUCAUGUUUGUCUCUAUGUCUCUUUCCCUGUGUGUGUGUAUAUAUAUUUACUCUCGCUCACACACACACCAACACACACAUGUAUUUAAAAGAGUUAUUACAUAGUGUUAGGACAAUUAAAGGGAUGAUGUAAACUUAUGGUGAAUGUUUUUUUGUCAACAGUCCAUGUUGUUUUUCUAUGAAUUCAGUCCUUCUCUUUGUUGCAGGUGAUUGCACCGUUUUGUAAAUGAGAAAAACCCCUAUUUAGUUCUGUCCCAGUUUGCAUUAAUAUCAAUAUACCAGUCACCAUCCUACCAGUUGCUCUUCUCUCUCUGGUCAGGGAAAUCAGUCACCUGUCUCUGAUGAAGUGGUUGAUCCAAAACACUGAAACCAUGCAGGUAAAUGUCUCUUUUUACACCUGGCCACAGACAGAAAAUCCUAUGCUUUAACCACAGUGUGUGUGUGUGUGUGUGUGUGUGUGUGUGUGCGCACAUACCGAUAAUCCCUGUAUGGAGAGAGAGAGAGAGAGAGAGAGAGAGAAUCGUGUGUUUUUAUUGAUAUCUUUAUGUACCUAUAAAUCUCUUUCUCUCUCUUCAUACACACACACACACACACCACACGCAUCGACUGAGGUACAUACAUUCAUGUAAAUAUCUUCACAUUUGCAUGCUCAUUCAUAUAUAUACACAUCCAUCUCUAAACAAACAAACACUCAUUCAUCAAUCUCUUCAUUCAUCAAUCUCCUCAUUCAUCAAUCUCCUUACAAGCUCUUGUGGCCACACAUUUCAUUCGAUCUACUUAAAAGCACCCACAUGCAUACACACAUACACACAUGUGCACACAUACGCAUACAUAUGUAUAUAUAUAUAUAUAUAUAUAUAUAUAUAUAUAUAUAUAAGUGUAUACACACAACGAUAGUUUAGUCUUGAUACUGAAACCACACGAAUAGAGGUCCCACCCCUGGUGCAGUUUCCACCCAUACCACUCUUUGUGAAAGCACAUAACUUUAAAUAAUCUGUGACAAACAAUUAACCUACAAGGCAGAGCCCCAGCAUGGCCACAGUCUAUUAACUGCAACAAGUAGAAGCUAAAAGAUGCACACAUAUGCGUAGUAGAUGAAUUUUUACUUAACCCUGACUUAAAAUUUCAUCUGAAGAAUGCUUUUCUUUAAGCAUAAACAUUUAUGCUUUGGGAAAUCAGCAAUAUUUAUCAAGGACAGAGGCUCUCAACCCCUUUUUCUUUUUAACCUGUGGACCCUGUUUUGUUACUAUUUUUGACUCUAGUGGAUCCCCUCGUAGCCAUUCAGUAUUUUAUAGAUGCUUCUUUGAAAGUUCCUUUUUUUCUGUUUUUCACCCAUUCACUUGUAGAAGUUUGGUAAGAGCAACGUUUGAGAGCAGCCAGGAAUAUGUUAAACUCUGUAAAACGCUAGGAAAAGAAACCUGUUCCUUGCAAUAAAUACAUUAAAAGCAAGAUGUAUUCAUGGACCCUUAUUACUGUGGACCCCCGAUUUAAUAUUUUGCAUGUGUGAACCCCUAAAAAUCUUAAUAUGGACCCUGGUUGAGAACCAGUGAUCUAGGGUUUUAUAGAAAUCUAUUUAGCUCUGAGCAAGAAGAGAAAAAUCAGGACUGAUUUCAGCAAUGGCCAACUUGUGUUCAGGAUGUUGGUGAGUGAAGGAUUUGCCUUAGCUGGAGAGGAAUGGGGAGAUCUUGGUGUGUUGUCUGAAGAAUGUUGCCAUUCUAUGUGUGACUUACAAAUGGCUGAGUAAAUAUUUAAGGAUGAAAUGAAAGCCAAGGAUGGAUGUGUGAUGUUAGCAUGAGAGUCUGGAAGUGGGUGGUGAUGGUUGUAGCAGGGGAGGCAGAAUGGUUUGAGUUAUCUUGUUUCUGGCUUUGAAUAUUGAUUGAAUACUGAUAGAUUAAUCUGAUUCCUUCUCUCCAUCUUUAGACAGGCAUGAAGAUUGAAAAUGUUAGCAGAAAGAGGAAAGUGAACUAGUAAGAAACCCUGCCUUUCUUCAAUGUAUUAACACCAUAAAUAGAUUUAGUCGGAUAUCAAAACUGGAUCACAGGCUCAUAUCAGUAAAAGUAGAACUUGACGGGGCUUACACACAUACAUCUCUUGAAUAAUCUUUUAUUUUUUAUAUUAGCAAUAAUGAUAAUCCUCACUGGUCCAUUUGGUUGUUGGAACAUCACUAAAAACCGAACCCUCCAACUUCUAUUUACUACAGGUAUUGAACUCAACACUUCAAACUAACAAUGGCUCUAUUGUGUACAAUGACAUGGUUUUAUCCUGUUGUGGUUCAUUAUUUCCAGAUAAGAACUGACACAUUGAAAGUUUAGUGUCUUGUCUUCAAUAUUGACAAUAUUUAUGAUAGAAUAACCACCAGCAAAGCCUUCAGAUGGUUGCUUGGAACUCAAGCAACUCAGAAGUAACUUUACAUACACACACACACGUGCACACACUUUGUGGGUUAACAUGGCUACCAAUGGUUUCGUGUAAAGGAGGAUCCAAAAUGGAGUUGAGUACCAACAUCUCCAUGUGGCAGGCUUAAAAAUUGUUAAGAGAUAUUUCUCUUUACAUGAAACCAUUGGUUGCCUUGUUAACUGACAAAGAAUAUUUAUCUACCAACGUUGAGCACUCAUUCUCACUGCUUGAUAUUAGCUAAUAGACACACACACACACUCACACAUAUAUAUGAGAGAGAGAGAGAGAGAGAGUGCAUGCCAGUCUUUAAUGUAUACCCAACUCCUUCAUAAUCCUCCUAACAUUGAAAGCUAUAGGGAAAAGAAAACCCUUCGUUAAAACCUCCAGCACACAUUAUUUUUGUCAUUAACUAGAAUGUGGUCAUGCAAGUAUUUUUAUAUAUAAACACAUUAACUUAUAGACUUCAAGACACAUUUCUAUGAAGGCACCAAUUUGUGUGUGUGUGUUUGUAAACUGUCCGGUACGUAUAUGCUGCGUUUAAUACAUCCAGGUCUUUAUAUUUUAUAUCUACAUAAAAAACAUAAUUUUUUUUUGUUUCUGAUGAAGGCCUUUCUUUGAAAUGUCGGGGUUGUUGUCUCUCCACACAGACACGCACGUAUGCACGCCAUAAGCUCUAUGUAAUCAGAUCAAUAACAGUUUAGGAUUGUUACAGGGUGCACACACUACAACACACAGUUUAGAUAUAAUAAUAAUAAUAAUAAUAAUAAUAAUGACAAUAAUAAUGGUUUCUGAUUUAAGCACAAGGCCAGUAGCAAGUUUGAGGAGAGGGGUUUAGUCUGUAUCAUUGACUCCCGUAUUAGAUUGAUAUUAUAUCUUAUUGACUCUGAAAAGAUGAAAAGCAAAGCCGACCUUGGUAGGACUUGAACUCAAGAUAUAAAGAACGAAAAGAAGUUCUGCAAAGCAGGUUUUUCCGACUUUCUAGUAAUUCUGUUCGUUCACAUCCUUCCUCCAAUAAUAAUAAUAAUAUGUAAAUUCUUCAAGGUGGCAAACUGGCAGAACCGUUAGCAUGCCGGGCAAAAUGCUUAGCAGUAUUUUGUCUGCCUCUACGUUCUGAGUUCAAAUUCUGCCGAGGUUGACUUUGCCUGUCAUCCUUUUUCGGGGUUGAUUAAAUAAGUACCAGUUACACACUGGGGUCGAUGUAAUCAACUUAAUCCCUUUGUUUGUCCCCUCUAUGUUUAGCCCCCUGUGGGCAAUAAAGAAAUAUAAAAAAAUGUAAAUUCUUCUUCUUCUAAAUGCAACCUUACUCAUUCUGUGAUUUUUCUCCCACAGACAUCAGUGUUUUCAAUUGCAUGACCCCCUUCACCUGUUGGCAUCUUCAGAUGCAAAACCUUGUUGUCCCUUGACGUCUGUGGUUGAGAUCUGGGUGCAACUCCUAUAAAUUAAAGCAAAACCAAAACAUAGCAUAAUAAUAAUAAUAAUAAUAAUAAUAGUAGUAAUAAUAAUAGUCAUAAUAAUAAUAAUAAUAAUAAUAAUGUCUGCUAGAGGCACAUGGUCCCAAAUUUAGAGGAAAGGAUGUAUAAUUGAUUAAAGGAAGCUCAAUAUCUGAUGACCUUGCAAGUAUGAAAAUCUAGUUGAAGCUGAUUAGAUUUGAACUUAGAAUGUUGAGAGAUGGAACUAAAUACCAAAAGUUAUUUAAUCCAUCAGUCUACUGUUUGUCUCCAUCAACUGAUUUGAUGAGGAUGUAGUGAAGGUGCUAUUGGGAUAUGAUGAUGAUGAUGAUGAUAAUGGCAAUAACAAAUGCAUGUGUUUUUGUUUUGUCUGAUUUUCUGUCCAUCCAUUCUCCAUAUCAAGUUUGACAGUGUACUGUUUGGUGUUCUGAGACAAGUGGUGGUGUCUUGCUCCCCUGGAUAGAAUGCCAGUCUAUCAGUGGAUUGAAGCUCACCUCCACAGUUUAAUGAACCAGCUGGCACUUUUCACUGAUGUGACUGUGCCACUCCAUGCUCACCGAUAUCUACAGCUUUUCAAUGGAUAGAUUUAAAGUGUGUCCCUGAUGUGAACCAACAGCAGUAUACUGACGAUGGAAUAAGUAAACUGUUCACUCCCCUCCCCCCCACCGCCUCCUGUAACUUUCUGAUUCCGUAGUGUUAUAUAAUUCCUUGUAAAUAUGUUGGUUUAAUAACAUUAUGCUAUGGCGGUGAUUGUGUUGUUCUCCCCUAAUAUGGGGGAUGGAGGUUACAUGUCCUUUUCUAUUCCUCUCUACCAUGCAACAUGUUACAUAAAACCAUCAACUUAUUAAUUUCAGGAUCUCUUGUCCAUGGCACCCUGGAUUGAUUUCUCUUAAGAUGAAUUCAAUUCAUCUUUGCAAGCUAAGAAGAAGACACUAUUUAUUAAGUAUUCAUUUUAAUUAGUUAAUUGAUUAAUUAUAUGUUGUUCUCAUGACUUAUCCUGUUUUGUGCCUGUUUACAACAAAGUGAAUAUAACCAGUGACAGUCUAAAGAUUUAAUCUUGGCUGCCAGCAUAAUACGACUGGUGAAAUAAUCCAGGCUGUAUUAACUCUUUUAGCUGAUAUUUCCCUCUGGAUUAAGGAAACCAGCUGAGAGUGAGAAUUAUUUCGUCUGUUAAUCUAAUAGUUUAUCAAUAAGAACAUCAACUGAGCAAGGAGUGAGUGUGUGUGUGUCACAGCUGAGUCUAUUAAGAGUAAAAAAUAAAGUAAAGACUCCCUUUGAUCAUGAAUGGCCAUGGGAUUGCACCUAGAAGGUUCCCCUCCGAGGCACAAGUCUGGCCAAGGUUGUUUAUGGAAGACCAACAGUUGUCCAUGCAUACUAGCCUCCCCCUCUCCAUGCCACUGAUGUUAUCCAAGAGAAAGAUGGAUACAGCUUGGCACCAUUGAUGUCGUAACUCAUUUUUACAGCUGAGUGAACUGGAGCAAUGUGAAAUAAAGUGUCUUGCUCAAGAACACAACAUGCAGUCUGGUCUGGGAAUUGAACUCUCUACCUCGUGAUUGUGAGCUGUGUCUAUUAACUCCUUGAAAAAUCAUUUAGUUUUGUUAUGAAGAAAACAGGCAGAAAAUAGAUUGAGAAGACUACCUUGUCAAAAUUGCAACAUUCGAUCCGUUUCCAUCCUCCAUUGCCAAAUAUGUCUGAUACGGUCUUGCAAGGGUCUGAUGUAGAGUUGAGUGUAAGCUUUUAGCAGGUCAAACCUAGAUAUACAGAAAAUACUCUGCUACAGGUGUUGGAGCAAAUAAAGACUGGAGAUCCAAGUUCUGUCUUGUUUAAAAUAUUGUCUGGAUUUUUGCUUCCUUACCUGAGAUUUAUAAAAUAAAUAUCAGAUGUAUAUUCAGCUUAUGUUGAAUUGACUCUAUACUCCCUGUCUUUGUUGAGGAUUUCAGCCCCUUGUAUGUGUGUGUGGUGGAGUAAUUAUCAUUGUCAUCAUCAAUACAUGGUUUCCAAAUGUGUUUUUCCCCUUUUUUUAACUCUAGCUGUUGUUGUUUAGUUCUGAUUGAGCAGACUUAUUAUCCAAGACAUUCCAUCCAUAACCAUCAUGCCUUUUCUCUAGGUGCAGUGCACUCUGGACCCUAUUUUCUAACUUGUUCUUUUCUAAGAUGGUAGAGUAUGAUUUAGCUGCUAUGUCGAGCUAGUGAGGCAAACACACUGAAACAACCUUUAAUGGUCUUCUAACAUUGACUUGAUAACUAAAUGCUUGUUAGGACGAAGGAACAAAUCUACAAGUUUAAGUAUUUCUAACAGCAAGGCUGUUAAUUGGUCAUAAAUGGUAAAGGGGCAGGUGGAAGGAAGCAAUUAGUUUUAACUCAGGUAGAAAUACCUUGUGGGAUCAGUUUUGUCUUUCUCUCUCAUUUAAGAUUGAUAAAAUAAAGUAGCAGUUAUGUACUGGGUUCAAGGAAUCAACUAGCUCUCUCCUCUUAAAAUUGCUGGCCUUUUUGCUUAAAUAGAAACCAUUAUUAUUAUUAUUAAAGUGGUGAACUGGCAGUCUCAUUAGCACACUGGACGAAAUGCUUAGCAUAAUUUCGUCUGUCUUCACGUUCUGAGUUCAAAUUCCACCAAAGUUGACUUUCUUUCAUCCUCUUGGGGUUUAUAAACUAGGUAACAGUUGAGUAUCGGGGUUGAUGUAAUCGACUAGUACCCCCCCCCCGUCCCCCCAAAUAUUAGACUUUGUGCCUAAAGUAGAAAGGAUUAUUAUUAUUAAUGCAGGGUCUGGAUAAACUCUUGAGUACUUUAAUCUAAGUACUUUAAUAGUUAUCAGUCUUUCCUUGAGGCUUACAAUUCUUAGAGAUUUUAAAAUCGUUCUGGGAACCCUGACCCCCCAAGAUCCGAUCCUAAAACAUUCAAAAUUACUUCCAACACUGGCUGUUUUCACUUUUAGCGAAGUAAUUUUGAGAAUCCCAGUAUUUUCAAGAGAAUUAAACAUCAAUCUCCAAACGAUAGGCAGUUUGAAGAAUUGUCUGUCACACCUUUUGCAGGUGUAUGGUACCUUACUUUAGAAAUUUUGCUUUAUCAGUUUUACAUUCAAAUCCAUCAACAUGAAUUUGGUGUUCCUCUGGGAAGUGAAGAGUGACCAUGUUUCUAGACUGCAACAAUGUAACUCAAUGGCAUUCAUUUAGGCACCUCACCCAUCUGCUCUACAAGUAUUGAUUGGCCUUGUGAGAACAAACCCUUGUUAGGCCUUCUCCCUUUGGUACAAAUCAUUGUCAUUGGAUGCCCUCGGUACUGAGCUUUGAAAGUUUAACUCUGAUUUCAUUUCAUUCUUUCUCUCUCUCUCUCUCUAAUACAUACAUUUUAUAUAAAUAUAUAUAUAUAAUGUAUGUAAGCUUUAUAUAUAAGCUUUAAUUCAGUCCUUUUCAUUUCUGAACAUCCAAUCCUGAAGACAGCAGUAAAAAAUGGUGAGGAUUUUACUCUGAAGUUUGACUUGAGGUGAGGAAACGCUUCAUUUAAUAUUGGAGGGGGAGACCACCGUGCCGCCUCACCAUAGUAUCACCUCUCUCUCUCUCUCUCUCGUGCACACUCACACUUCUAUAUAGUAGCAAUUUAUAUCCUUGAAUAUGUAUCUAACAGAGCAAAAUUGUUAAAAUUUGGGUGAAGGGGGAUACAGCUAAAAUAUUAUCAUUAAUAAUAAUAUUAUAUAAAGUUUUCUUGAUUUUUACUUGUUUUUGAUAAAAUUUUGUUUGAGAAAGAAAUAGACUUUUUUUUUUUUCAUUAAAAUAUAUUUUCUUUUAUUCAUGGAAGGGUAUGUCAUUUUUUUCUUUUUGUUUGAUACCUUUUUUUUUUCCCAUUAAAAUGUAUUACAAAUGCCUAAA